Molecule: messenger RNA, 3605 nt
Organism: Spirodela intermedia
Lineage: Eukaryota; Viridiplantae; Streptophyta; Magnoliopsida; Alismatales; Araceae
Source: the annotation of a GenBank genome assembly
AUGGGUUGCAUUUGCUCCAAGGGGGCUCCCGCAGAAGAUCACUCAGAAGUUCACCGGCAGAAGAGCUUGUCCAAGUCCUCCAGGCCCCUCGCCGCCCCUUCGAGGAGAGAAGAGAUCGCAGUUGCUGCUAUCGAUGCCACCAUAGUCGGAAAAGACGGCGGCGGCGGCGGCCGAGUGAGGCUGAUACAAAAGUCGCAGGAGAAAACCGCCGUCGCCCAUCCAGCGCCGCUGCACCCCUCCGACGGGGAGAAGAGGAUUCCGGUGGUCGGCGACAGGCCGAGGAAGGUGAUCGUGCACCAGAGACGAGCCACUGUUGACCUGGGGACCAAUGAACCAGAGCGCCAUCUGAAGGUGGCUCCCGUCCCCAAUGGCCUGGAAGGAGAGCUCGUGGCGGCGGGCUGGCCGUCGUGGCUUGUGGGUGUUGCUGGAGAAGCUGUGAGAGGAUGGGUGCCCCGAAAGGCCGAAUCAUUCGAGAAAUUAGACAAGGUCGAAGACUGUUCUCUGAAAUAUAUUUUUUUUGCUUUCAUUAAUCUUUGCAUUCAAGCAGUAUCUUGCCAUCAUUUGCCUGCUGAUUCAUGAUGUUUGCAUUAACAUUUUCCGCCACAGGAUAUUUGAUGCGAUUAAAAGAAUUAUUGGGUUUUCUUGAAAGCUAAUAAUCUGGAGAAUCCCCCGUGAAAGAUGAAAACUUUGGUUAAUUGCUCUCAAUGUCAUAGUCUUUGCAUGAUUCCAAAACCCAUGCUCCACGAUGAAUAGGCUUCCAUCUGACUCAAGUUCUAUACCCUGCAGCCAGCAUUUAGAUGAAUAUUCACUGAGAUUUUGAUCUAAUUUGAUGAUCCCCCAAAAAUAACUUAGUGGGUACAAGAAAUAUUUUGUUUUCUAGUGAGAGAAACUGAAUUCCCACCUGGGAAAUCUGCAAUUCAGAUCGGACAGGGGACCUACAGCACCGUCUACAAGGCCCGGGACCUUGAGAAAGGCAAGGUCGUGGCCUUGAAGAAAGUCAGGUUCGUGAACAUGGAUCCAGAGAGCGUCCGGUUCAUGGCGAGGGAGAUCCACAUACUCCGCCGCCUCGACCACCCGAACAUCAUCAAGCUUGAAGACCUGGUCGCUUCCCGCGUCUCGUGCAGCUUGUACCUCGUCUUCGAGUACAUGGAGCACGAUCUCGCAGGCCUCGCCGCGACUCCCGGGAUCAAGUUUAGUGAGCCACAGGUGUUCAAAAAACAAAAAAAAUCAGAUUUUUAUUGAUUAUUUCGCCCAUCUGAGUUAUUUUCGCUAUCGAAUUAUACUCGCUCUAAUUAUCGUAUCAUAAAAUUUCAUUUGGGGCCCAGAUAAAAUGCUACAUGCAGCAGCUGCUGGGGGGGCUGGAGCACUGCCAUAGCCGGGGCGUUCUUCACCGGGAUAUCAAGGGGUCGAACCUUCUGAUAGACAACAACGGGGUGCUGAAGAUUGCAGACUUUGGGCUGGCGACCUUCUUCAACCCUAAUAAGAAGCAGCCGCUGACCAGCCGGGUGGUGACGCUGUGGUACAGGCCACCUGAGCUCCUGCUCGGGGCUACUGAGUAUGGGGUCUCGGUGGAUCUGUGGAGCACGGGCUGCAUCCUUGCGGAGCUGCUAGCUGGGAAGCCCAUCAUGCCUGGAAGAACAGAGGUACUUAAUUCAUUCAUGCCCCCUUGUCUCCUCAUGAAUUUGUUAGGUUUUUUGGGCCCUGAAAGAAGGGAUGAUACCAGGAUCAAAAUCAGACCCAGAUAUGGGAAUUCAGUGAAGAAAAAAAAAAAAAAAAAGAGAGAUUAGAGACCCAAAUUGGGAGGAUUCGGUGAAGAAAAAUACCAGGAUCUAGCCUGAACAGGGGACUUAGAUUGUUGAUUUGUCUGUGCACUUAGAUGUUUGGUGGGUCUCCAAUCAUUUUUUAGGUCUUGCGGAUGAAAAUCCCUAGAUUCUGCCUGAAUUCAUUCUGGGAAAAAUGCAUGUUCCAUGGGGGUCAAUGUGGGCAAUAAAACCAUGGUCGUCCAUGUAAGAAACAUAUGCUUCAUCUGGCCAUUUCUUUUCCCGAAUUGGAAGCAGGCAUGACGCUGAUGAUCUUCCAGGUGGAGCAGCUGCAUAAGAUCUUCAAGCUGUGUGGGUCCCCCUCCGACGAGUACUGGCAGAGGUCGAGGCUGCCGCAUGCGACCAUCUUCAAGCCGCAGCACCCGUACCGGCGCUGUUUCUCUGAGACCUUCAGGGACUUCCCACCGUCGGCUUUGGGCCUGCUCAACGUCCUUCUUGCCAUCGAGCCUGAUGGCCGAGGAACUGCCACAUCAGCCCUUAAUAGUGAGGUGAGAGCCUCAGAUUUCUUUUUAGUUUUAAUGUUUCUUUAGAAUCAAUAAUGUGAUAAUUAUGUACUAUAGUAUAAUAAUGUGAUAAUUAUUACUGUUCAUUUCCUCAGUUCUUCUGUACAAAGCCGCUUGCUUGCGACCCAUCGAGUUUGCCGAAGUACCCACCAAGCAAGGAGUUUGAUGCCAAGCUCCGGGAUGAGGAGCUGCGAAGGUAUUCGAACCUCGGCAGGGACAACUGGGGAGAUUAGGAGCUGCGAAGGUCUUUAUUCCUUUUCUCACCAUUUUCUCUCUCUAAAACCAGGCAGAGGGCGGCAGCCUUGAAGGACCGUGGGACGGAGUCUCGGAGACGGGCUUCAAGGGAUGGAAGGCCCUUGCCUCCAACAGAUGAGAAUUCAGAGAUGCUGGUCCGUAGACUCACUCCCUCUCUUUCUUCUUCUUCUCUCUUUUGGAAAGAGAAAGGGACCAAUGGCAGGGGGCUUUUUUCUUCCUGUCCUUGCAGAGGCGGCCAGGUCAGCCGAAUCCAAAGAGCUCCAGUGACAAGUACCCCCCUCCAGAGGACGGCAACCAUAGCAAGUUUCCCUUGGAUGCUCCGAGAGGGAAGCCCCGCCACGGGUACUCCCAUUCCGGGCAAUUGGUCUACCCCGGCGGUUAUUGUCCGCCAUCAGUCAAGAAGCCGAGGGACGACGAAUUGCAGGCGGCGCUGCCUGGCCGUUGCAGCACGAUGAGGGCCGCCAACGGGCCAGAAGGGCCAGCGCAGAGGCCCUACAGUGCCCAGCCGGAGGCGUCCAACUUCUUGGGUCUGCCGGUGGCGAGGGCCACCACCAGGUCCGACAACCACAGGGAGAGGAGCAGGCACCCGCCAUGGCCUGACCACAGCUCCAGACACAACCAGCUGGCAGCGGCCGCUGAGCCCUCCGAGAAGUUGGAGUGGGCUCAUCAUCUGCUCGACCGGCCAUCCACCUCUAACAAGAAGGAUGAGAGGGCCGGCUUCAAGGAGCCCCCCAUGGUGGGUUCUUCAUCCUCUGGUUCCGAAGAACUUUACUUCUCGAAAUUACUACUCGACCUGAUUGAGGAAAGAAAGCAGGGGUACGGCGGCAGGAAGAGCAGGAUCCACUACUCGGGGCCAUUGAUGCCGCCAGGUGGAAACAUCGAGGAGAUGCUGAAGGAGCACGAACGGCAGAUACAGCAUGCCGUGCGGAAGGCAAGGCUCGACAAAGCCAAGACCAGAAAGGUCUUCGGCGAGAAGGGCCAGUUCGAGGCUUUGCUCCACGGCAGGGCUGACGGCUCCGACGCCUGA